AUGCACUUUGACCUGGGCUUUGCGGAUGGAUUCUUGAGUGCGAUGCGCGAGCUGCGCGGUGAAUCCAGCCCCAUCCUUUCCUCAAGCCCACGCACGGCAGAGCCCCAAGCAAAUCUGGACUUGCACACCAUCACGAGCGAUGCUUUUGUGACAGCGAUUCGCGAUCGAUCCUUGUCCGGGGAUGUACAGGACGCGCUGCUUGGACUGUACGACAGAAUGCUCUGCCGGCUAAAAAUGACGUGUUCUAUGCAUUUCUCCGUCGCACAGGCGCGCUGGGGCUCUUCGCACACACUCGCACAGUCUUUGGUGCAGCGGCUCUUUGUUUCGCAGUGCGCCGCAUUGGCACGGCACAUUAGCGAUACCAUUUUGAGCAUUAUUGAUGCACGCAUGGACGAGUUUUUAGUCGAGGCCGAGUUUGUGCGGCGGACCAUGGUCAAGCCCCACAGCCAACGCGCACUUUCGAUUUUGGAAAAGGCAUUCACGCACGCGCCUAAUAUUACACAGGCAGAGAAGUACAUGCUUGCCAAAGCGACGGGGCUGCAGCCGCGUCAAGUUACUAUCUGGUUCCAAAAUAGGCGGAACAGGAAAACACCGCGUCAUCGGCGACGCUCGCCGCCGCGAGCCUAUACUACAAGGUCACGCGCCGCGCUGCGUCUGACUGCGCCGCCGCACAAGAACGGGUGGCAUGCGAAGAAGACAGAGACGCCGUCGAGUCCCAUGGACGAGGAGAGCUCGUACGAGGAGACUUCAAGCGCUUCGCCAUCGCCGUCGCCGUCGCCGUCGCCGUCGCCAAUGCGCUCCAUGUCGCACUUGCCGUCUCCGCCCGCACCGCCGUCUCCUUCGACGACUCACUCGCAGCCUGCGUCGCAGCCUGCGUCGCCGUCCGCGUCGCCGUCCGCGUCGCUGAAUGCCUCGUCCGUAAAGUCGUGCUUCCAAUCACUGUCCCGAUCACCGACACAAUCGCCCGUCGAAGGCAACCAUCUCUCGCCGAAAUUCAAGCCCAUGCGGCUAGGCGCGGUGCCCAGUGCCCCGGACUCGGAGUGGCACCAGCCAGAGUCCCCAGCAUUCAUGCCUAUGUUUGCCGAAAACUCUCCUCUUGCCUCUUUUUCCAAGUACACCAUCCCUUCCUUUCUGCCCAAGACCGACCGGCCGUCGUUCCCCUUGGACAGUUUGCUGGAUGUGGACAGUGCGAAACAGAGCCUCGUCUUUUCUCCGCUGGAUCCAUUACCGCGCCUCGACUUUGCCGAUCUGCGCCUCGAUAUGGAUGCACUGGAGCAUGCAUUUGGGAUGGUCAAGCCAGGGCCCGCUGCGCCGGCAGACAAGGCGCCGCAUGCGCCGACGCUAACGUCGCCCGAAGUGCACACACAAGUCGUACCUGUCAUUUCAGCUGAAGACUUGCAAGCGGCAGAACUGUUUGUAAAUCAAUCGCUGCGCGUAGCGGACGAGCUGCUCUUGCGUGCCAGUCGCGAGGGGUGGUCGUUUCAGGAUCUCUUGAUGCCAUUGUCGGGGCCGCGCCAGCAAGAUAUGGGCUAUGAACUGCUAGAUUCCAUGGCCGUGUCGGUAGAAGGUGUCGUGCACCCACACGAAUGGCGAGCGCCGAACGAUUCUGUACGUGCGUAUGGACCCCCACCGACUGCGCCCAUACAAGGGCACUUUGGAUGA
Molecule: messenger RNA, 1662 nt
Organism: Malassezia vespertilionis
Lineage: Eukaryota; Fungi; Basidiomycota; Malasseziomycetes; Malasseziales; Malasseziaceae
Exons: 2
Coding region: 1-1662 (553 amino acids)
Biological process (GO): positive regulation of DNA-templated transcription
Cellular component (GO): nucleus
Molecular function (GO): DNA-binding transcription factor activity; sequence-specific DNA binding
Source: RefSeq, a predicted model, not a curated record